AAGUUCAUGCUUUAUUAUCUCACAUUCCUUAUACAUUUAGUAGGAGUAAGUUUGAUUUCAUCAACACACCGAAUAUUAAUAUUUAGUCACCUAACAAAGCCCAAUUAUCACACAAAAGGAAUGAGAGACUCAACUAUUCAAAACCUGCAACUCACCCUCUUUGUAAUGGCUUUUUUUUGUUAAAUAUUAUUUCCUCAACCUUCACCAAAAACAUAAUUUUCACUAAAGAAAAAACCACUCCAAACUAAACUUGUAUAUAAAUGAAGAACUAGGCUUAAUCCCCAAAACAAGGAAAAUCCCAUAUUCCCUUUCUCAUUUCUCCAAAUAUAUUUUCGCGUGCAUUAGAAAAAGAGAAGUCAAAGCAACACACCAAUAAGAAAGAAAAAAAAAAUUAAGAGAAAAAAAAAACAACACAUAUGGAGAGAGCCAAAACUAGUACGCUAAGGUUCCUCCUCAUCUUCAUCCUCAUUGUUGUACUGAAAAUUGAGGGAAAGCUAUCAGGACCCCAGACGGGGAUCACUCCCCGUCCAGUAUGUGCAUCGCAGUUUGCUUUAGCAAACUACGCAUGCUCCAUGAUACCCUAUAGUCCACUCCCACCACCAGCCCCAUCUACGCCGUCCUUGGAUGCAAAUCACCACCAUGGUAGGCACAGAAGGGGCGGUCGUGGUGGGCACAGACACAGGCACAGGCACCAUGGCACGCAAGAAGAGGACGAUUGCUGCAGAUGGUUGUACGAAAUAGACACUGAUUGUGUGUGUGACAUGUUGGUUCACUUGCCAAACUUCUUGUCAAGGCCAGUUCAUGAGUACACCCUCGUAGUUGGAGAUACCUGCAAUGUCACCUACACCUGCGGAGGAAGGGUCAUAAGAAAAUAAUUAAGAUCAUAAUGAUUUGAGUUUGGUUUGGUUUAAUUAUUAGUCAAGUUAUUAUUAUUAUUAUUGUUGUUAUUAUUAUUAAGUGUGUGCUACUUUUAUUGUUUUUUUUAUAAUGUUUCGUAUGUUAUUUGUGUUUUCUCUAGUGGUUUUGUAUGUUGUGGGGGGUACGUACACGUUUGAUCAUCAUCAAUACGUCUAUGGAUAAUUAUGCUAAUUAAUUUAGCAUAAUGUUGAAAUAUCUCUCUUGCUUCAAUUAUUGUAAUACAUGUCUUCUUACUAGUUAUGUGGUAUUAUCUUUCUUAUGAUCAUUCUAAUAAUUUUGAGCCUUCGAAAUAUACGCUAAUUAUCUUUAA
This is a messenger RNA of Cannabis sativa, 1228 nucleotides long. RefSeq lists its product as uncharacterized. The coding region runs from base 417 to 875 and encodes 152 amino acids. The transcript has a single exon. Lineage: Eukaryota; Viridiplantae; Streptophyta; Magnoliopsida; Rosales; Cannabaceae. The record is from RefSeq and is a predicted model, not a curated record.